AUGGACGACGAGCGAGACGGCGAUCAACUCAAAUACGAAGUGCACACACAAUCCGCGGUUUUCGGCGAGUUUUCCGACAAAUAUUGCGAAUUUAUGCGCGAAAAAGCGGACGAUUUCGAAGCGCUCUCGCUGGAAAUGGCCGUAUUUUACGAGCAGCAAAAACAGACGAUGGAUGAAUUGAUAAGGAAAUUGGAUUUUUGCCAAGAUUUGAAGGUGGCUAUUCAGCGACAUUGCCCGGUAUGAUUACAGGGGAAGGUUCUGGUGAAUUUUUAUAAAAAAGUUUUCCAGACCUGGACUUUUGACAUCAUUCCAACUGGCUCCACAUUAACCGGACUUGGCAUGAAAAACAGCGAUUUGGACGCGACAAUUCAUAUUCCGAAAGCGGCCAAGGUUUUUACUAAAAACGGAAUUUUAGAUAAGCGAAAGUGAGCUGUAAAAAAUUGUUUUCCCGCCAAAAAAUUCAAAAAAAUAAAUUCUCAUUAGAGCAUCAUUGAACAUUUUGCAAAUUGUUCGACGAAUUUGUCAAAACGACGAGCGGAUGAAAGAUCGUGUCAAGCAGAAUAUUCAAUUUGUGCCGGCGCAGGUAAACAAAAAAAAUGAAUUUUGAAUUCGGGUACUAGUUUUUUUCACAGAUUCCGAUUCUCAGAAUGGAAUCGAGCGAUGGAAUCGAGGUGGAUUUGGGAGUGAUUGUCGAGCAGUUUCUGUCGAGUUUGCACAACACAUUUUUGACCAAACACUAUGUGGAGUGAGUUGAGUUAUGACGUGGCAAACUUGAUUUCAAUGUAGAUUUCGACCCUGUGCAGAAAAUUACCCUGGAAUGCUCUGAAUUUGAGCAAAAUUGCUCAAAAAUGAACUUAAAAUUAAGAUUUUUGAUGGAAAUUAGCCUUAAAUUGCAGAACUCAACUUCUAACAUGAGUUAUGACGUGGCAAAAUUGAAAAUUUCCAGGAUUUUUGGAGCUGAAACCUGAAAAAAACUUCAAAAAUGCUUUUUCAACAUUGAAAAAUCAAUUCACGAAAAGUUCGUAGGUCAAAAUUAGUUUUUCGAGUUUUUCAUCCAAAAAUGAUGAUAAAUCGAUAUUUUUGAAACUUCUGGAGUGAUUUCUGAUGAAAAUUAACCUACAGAAGUUUUUGCUGAUUUUUCGUAAAAUAAAAAAUUUCAAAUUUCGAAAAAAUUUGUAAAAUGAGGUAGAAUAAGCUUCGAAAACCCUAUUUUACCUAAUUUUCUCGAAAUUUUAAAUUUUUUGUUUUUCGAAAAAUCAGCAAAAACUUCUGAUGGUCAAUUUUCAUCAGAAAUCACUUCAGAAGCUUCGAGAAUCUUGAUUUGUCAUCAUUUUUGACUGAAAAAUUCGAAAAACUAAUCUCGACUUUUCGUGAAUUGAUUUUUCAAUGUUGAAAAAACAUUUUUCGAAUUUUUUCAAGGUUUCAGCUCCUAAAAUCCCGAAAUUUCCCAACUUUGCCACGUCAUAACUCAGUUUAGAACUUGAGUUCUGCAAUUUCAGCUGGCAGAAUAGUGAUCAGCUGGUCAAAAACUACCAGAAAACAUAGAUUUUUCCACGUCAUAACCAAUUUUCCCCCCAUUUUCAGCUUUGACAAUCGUUUCGCUCCAUUCUGCGCAAUCGUCAAAAUCUGGGGUGAGAAAAGCGGUGUGAAAAAUCCGAAAGACGGCGGUUUCAACAGCUACGCGAUGGUUUUACUCGUCACACAUUUUCUACAAUGCGGCACGUCGCCGCCGAUUCUGCCCAAUUUACCGCAAGUGUUCCGCGAGCAAAAAUUCUUUGCGCUUAGCGACACGGUGUUUCCGACGGUGGUGGAUUUCACUGCAAAGUUGCCGGAAGCUUUGCCACGUGGGUUUUUUUUCAGAUUUCACAAAAAAAAUAUGUGGCCGAACUUUUCCGGUGGCCGAGAAAUGUCGGGGAUUCGGCCACGCUCCAAAAAUGAGAAUUUUCGCAACAUUAGAGCGAGUUUGUUGCUUUGGCCGAAUUCCCGCUGAAAAUCGCUGAGAAUUGAUGUUUCCAUGAUUUUCAGCACAAAAUUCUGAUCUAGAAAAAUUUUUUGUGCUGAAACUCGUAGAAAACCUGAAAAUCAAUAAUUUCGAACGAAAAAUCGAGAGUUUUCAAAAAAAAUCGUGGCCUGGCCGAGAAAUGUCGGGAAUUCGGCCACGCUCCAAAAAUGAGAAUUUUCGCAACAUUAGAGCGAUUUUGUUGCGUUGGCCGAAUUCCCGACAUUUCUCGGCCAGAUAUAUUUUUUUGAAAAUUCUCGAUUUUUCGAGUUUCAGCACCAAAAAAUGUUUCUAGACCAGAAUUUUGCGCUGAAAAUCAUGAAAAUCUUCAUUUUCAGGAAUUGCUCAAAACCACAGCAGUGUUGCCGAACUAUUCAUGCAAUUUCUGCACUAUUUCGCCAAUUUCGAUUUCCGCAAACACUAUAUUUCAAUAUCGGGCGCCUGUAUUCGAGAUCGAACAACUUCCGAAGAGCCAAAAGUGAAAGCGCAACGAAUGAAAGAAGUCUACAUCGAAGAUCCAUUCGAUGAGCACAAUCCGGGAAGAACUGUGAGAAGUUUGCAGGAAAUUCGAAAUAUCUUCAGGGAAACGCUGAAGAAAUUCGAUUCGAAGCCGACUUUUCCCAAGUUGAACGAUUUCUUUGAAAAAAUUGAAUAUGAAGAGAGUUUGAGUGAGUUUAUUGAGCAAGAUUUGAUAAAUGAAGAAGGAAGUGAAGAAUCACAAACAUUUCAUGAUGCAAUGGAAGAAGCUGAAGAAAAUCAUGAUGAAUACGAGUCUGAAGAAGACGAGUAUUAA
This is a messenger RNA of Caenorhabditis angaria, 2792 nucleotides long. The record is from the annotation of a GenBank genome assembly. Lineage: Eukaryota; Metazoa; Nematoda; Chromadorea; Rhabditida; Rhabditidae.